Molecule: messenger RNA, 426 nt
Organism: Peniophora sp. CBMAI 1063
Lineage: Eukaryota; Fungi; Basidiomycota; Agaricomycetes; Russulales; Peniophoraceae
Source: the annotation of a GenBank genome assembly
AUGACAAUCAACAAGCCUACCCAACUUCUUGAUUUGCUGCUGAAGGACUGGAAGUACACCCGCCCAGAGAUAUUUCGCAGUUAUCUCCGUGUCACACCAGCAUGCUUCGACGACCUAGUCAAGGCUAUCAAGGGCCACGCAGUCUUCCACAACAACUCGAACAACAAGCAGGCCGACGUCGACAUACAACUGGCAGUUGCACUAUACCGCCUCGGGCACUACGGCAAUGCUACGAGUACUAUGAAGGUCGCUCUGCAGUUCGGCAUCGGUUACGGUUCAGUCCAGAAUUACACCGACCGUGUUCUGGCUGCUAUCAACGACAAAGCUUUCAAGUCUUCGGCGUUGCAAUGGGCAAGGAAAGUGGUCCCACGUCACCGCGCGGUUGACCGCGAACGUUCUCUGCUCUUGCCAUCACCACGAAGCUGA